GUGUGAGGCUUGAGUGAGACAAACGGUCUCUCAUGAGCUGUCUACAAUGGGCUUGUGGGAUGCGGAGCUGUCUGUCUCUUGCGCGCUGCAACUUUUAGAUACUAAUAAAUCACAAUUCCAUUUGACUGUGGACAGGCGACCACAAGUGGAAUGCUGAGACGCUUCCGCAGUUUUGCGGAAAAUUAUGACCGGAUGGAGCGUGAGUCUUCUGAAGGUGUUUCCUUGGCGCAACUUCCUAAGAUCAUAAGUAAAGAGUCUCUGUCACCAACAUGAGUUGGAGCUUUCUCACUCGACUACUGGAGGAAAUCCACAACCACUCCACGUUUGUGGGGAAAGUUUGGCUAACUGUCUUAAUCAUUUUCCGGAUUGUUCUGACUGCAGUGGGAGGUGAAUCAAUCUACUCAGAUGAGCAGACAAAGUUCACCUGCAACACUAAGCAACCUGGCUGUGACAACGUAUGCUAUGAUUCCUUUGCCCCACUCUCACAUGUCCGGUUCUGGGUGUUCCAGAUAAUAAUGAUAUCCACCCCCUCUGUCAUGUAUCUGGGUUAUGCCAUCCAUAAGAUCGCCCGUACCUCGGAGGAGGAAUGGCGUAAAAGCCAGAUUUAUCAAAAGAGGAGCCGCAACACUCAGUGGAGAAAUGGACAUCACCUAGAGGAGGUCUGUGGAAAUGUAGAUGAUGAGGAGGAGGAUACAGAGCCAAUGAUCUAUGAAGAAGACACUUUGGAUGUGCAGGAGGUCAAACCAGAGACGGACAAGGGCAAAGGCCUAGAUCCAAUAAAGCAUGAUGGCCGCCGUAGGAUAAUGCAAGAAGGCUUGAUGAGAAUGUAUGUGCUUCAGCUUUUGUCCCGUGCCAUCUUUGAGGUGGCAUUCCUCACGGGUCAGUAUCUCCUUUAUGGCUUCCGUGUUAACCCUUCUUAUGUCUGCAAUAAGAUCCCAUGUCCACACAGAGUAGACUGCUUUGUUUCACGACCCACUGAGAAGACCAUCUUUUUACUCAUCAUGUAUGUGGUGAGCUGUCUUUGUCUGCUGCUCAAUGUUUGUGAGAUGUUCCACUUGGGGAUUGGUACCUUCCGUGACAGUCUUCGUAAACGUCGAAACCAGGGCCAACAAAAUUCUUACGGCUACCCUUACUCUAGGAACAUUUCUAGUUCUCCACCAGGGUACAACCUUGUGGUUAAAUCUGACAAACCAGGUCGCAUUCCUAACAGUAUCAUCUUACAUGACCAGAACAUGGGCAGAGUUGUUUCAGAACAGCAUUGCACAAGUCCUGAUGAGAAUAUUCCAUCUGACCUGGCUACCUUGCACCACCAUUUACGAGUUGCACAGGAACAACUUGACAUGGCAUUUCAGACAUACAACACAAAAAAUGGUCAUCUUUCCAGAACUAGCAGCCCAGUAUCUGGUGGCACAAUGACUGAGCAGAACCGGGUCAAUACAGCUCAGGAGAAACAGGGUGCACGACCUAAAGCAAGCACUGAGAGGGCAGGGACAAUAGUAAAAAAUGGAAAGACAUCUGUGUGGAUUUAAUGGCAAACUCUUACCUGACUAGUUGAACCAUUAUCCUCAGAAAACAUUUUGUCCCAGUAAAUGGAAACUACAGUCAGAGAGGGCAUGAUUGAGCAUCAUGUCCCCAGGUUGAACAAUAAACAAAAAUGAAAAA
Messenger RNA from Rhinichthys klamathensis goyatoka, 1662 nucleotides. It is a transcript of the gene gjc2, whose product is annotated as gap junction protein gamma 2. The transcript is spliced from 2 exons. Bases 270 to 1529 code for a protein of 419 amino acids. Gene Ontology annotation, biological process: cell communication. Lineage: Eukaryota; Metazoa; Chordata; Actinopteri; Cypriniformes; Leuciscidae. The record is from RefSeq and is a predicted model, not a curated record. Gene Ontology annotation, cellular component: connexin complex.